Monodelphis domestica (gray short-tailed opossum) is the source of this 1884-nucleotide messenger RNA. The record is from RefSeq and is a predicted model, not a curated record. NCBI's taxonomy places the organism in Eukaryota, Metazoa, Chordata, Mammalia, Didelphimorphia, Didelphidae.
AUGGCAUCAGCCCUUUAUGCUCAAGCUUGUUCAUUUCCAAGUAAGGUUUUAUAUGGUGAGCGGUUUUUGUACUUUCCAGUUGAGUUGGAGCAGUUCAGGACACAGCUGAAGACCCACCAUGGGCCCAACAGUCACAUUCCUCUUCUCCAUUGUCCUACCCUCUCUACUCUCCCAAGUCCUCUGGUCUACUAUGGAGGAAAUGUGACCCUCAAGUGCCAGGGCCAAGUGGGCAGUGACAGAUUCCAACUAUGGAAGGAUGGAGAGCUCAUAGAGGACAGAAAUGUAUCCCACAGUCUGGAAUGGUUCUUGCUCAAGAAUGUGAAUGAAAUGAAUUUUAAGGGAAGCUACAGCUGCCACUACAGGCUGGGGAACUCAUGGUCAGAGUACAGUAAACCCCUUUUCCUGAUGAUGGAUGGAGUACUCCCUAAACCCACUCUGUGGGCGCAGCCUGGCCCAGUUGUGGCCCCAGGGACCAACAUCACUCUCUGGUGCUCAAAGCCCAAGCUCUCUUCUGUUCAAGAAUGGAUUUUCACUCUGUGGAAGGAUGAAAUGCAGCUGCCCUUACAGCAGCAUCUCUCAGCAGAGUCCCAGAAUGGCUUCCUUCUCUCUUCUGUGAGCCCUGAGGAUACUGGGAGCUAUAAGUGUGCUUAUAAGGAACAGAAUGGCUCUAAUAGGAGAUCAAAGAUGAGUGAUGCCCUAGAGUUGGUGGUACCAGUGUCCAAAUUGAAAUGUAGUCCAGGAUUACUUAGGAUUCUUGAUUCUUAUGAGGUAGAGAUUAUGGGCUCCAUCCCUAUGUGUGUGAAGGGUGCAGGGAGAAAGAUUGGCCAGGUCAUGUACCACUCCAAGAUCCAGGGAGAAGGCCUAGAGGAGGAACAACCUCAUGGUUUCCCAGUAUACAUUUCAGAUUUACCAUCCCUCACUCUCUGGGGAAAUGUAUUCCCCAAGGCUUCCCUCUCAGUCUGGCCAGGACCAGAGGUGGCCUCAGGAACCAAUGUGACCCUCCUGUGUAAGGGGCCCUCUUGGAGUACUGGGUUUCUUCUGCACAAGGAGGGAGAUGAUGAAAUCCUGCACAGCACAGAUAUCAUUCAGGAUGGAGCUCAGUUCUUCUUCCCUCAUGUGACUACCAAGCACACUGGCAAUUAUACAUGCAGCUACCAGCCCAGCACCAAUGGCAGUCUCUGGACACAGCACAGUGAUCCUGUGGAGCUAACUGUCAGAGGUGAGAGAAAGAAACAUGCAGCACCUACUAGGAGGAGGACUCUUCUGUCUUCCUCAGUGCCCAGAAUCAUCCUCAUCAUCACCCUCAGCUUUGUCUCCAUCUUCCCCCUCUGUAUUGCCCUGUUGGCAUUCCUCUACUGUUCAUCUAUUCCUAUGGGAGCCUUUCUGGGAAACAGACCUAGGAGGUGCCUCUGCUGCCCUUGUCUUCCCCAGACAGUCUCCCUAUCUCAGCCCCUUGAGGCCCCCAGAGAGGAAACCCCAUAUGCAGAAGUGGCCAACAAGAGACCAAGGGAAAGAUUGGUCACCAUGACUAAAGAUGCCCAAGAAGUGACGUAUACUCAGCUGAACAUAAAAACCCUAAAAAAGAAGCAAACAGAUUCCAAGAAGGAACCUAUAGAGUCCAUAGUCUAUGCCACUGUGUCAUUGGAGUCAGGGUUUCACUACCUUUCAUGAAGAAAUUCUCUCCUUUCUUCUUCUCCUCUCCCUCACUCCUAUUGCCUUGCAUACCUUCCCAGAUUCCCAUCACUGAGAAUCUAUGAUGAUUAUUAGGGAUAUUUACUGGGGUUGGGCAAUGUAAAGAUAAUUUUAGCAUUGUGACUUAAAGUCUAAAUUGAAUUGAUCACCAGGGAAAACUCCAAAUAAUAAAAUACCCAAGUCAGCUGGAAA